GUGUGUGUGUGUGUAUAAUAGCAGCGAAAGAGGCGCUGAAACGAGAGGAGGAGUUGCGGCAAGGUCGCUACAGCAUCACGCGCAGACUAGCUAGCUGCCCUCGCCACGAACCACAAUUUAUAACGGACCUCAUCCCACAUCUCAACACAGACACACCAGUCGCCUCCGGUCGCCUUUAUUAUUAAUCGCACCGGAGCUUCACUAAUCACGCGCUCAUCCGGACCUGAAAGCUGAUGCCUCGCGCCGAGUGGUCGGUAAACUCCAUUUGCAUCCGCGUGUGUGAAAGUCGCAGACUGAAUCCGUGAGCGGAAACUAGACGAGUCUUUCCGUUCACUCUUUAGAUUAGCAGUGCGCGGGGAGGAGUGUUGAUAGCUAACGCUGAGAAGAGCCUGGCAUCACCGCAUUUCGCCGGGGCCCAUUACUCAGAGAAGAUCACGCGUUCCCGCUUGGCCAUGUCUUCGCUUUCCAGUCCAUCUUUCGUGCCGACAGAAGCCCCGCAGCCAGAGAUGGACUUCUUGGGCUUGAACGGCGGUAAAGGACCGUCCGGUCCGACUCCGAGUCAGAGUCGUUUUCAGGUCGAUCUGGUGGCCGAAGCGGCCGGUUCUGAUCAAACCCCUGCUUCCUCUUCUCCGCGUACGGAGGACGAUAAAACCGGCAGGGCGCGCGGUGAUGAAGCAGCGAGCGGAGAGGAGGCUAAAGGACGCUUCCGCGUGGUGAACUUCGCAGACGCGAGCGGGGACCCGAGUCCAGACGCGGCGCCCGGCGACGGCCUGCAGAACGGCGACACGGCGCUGAGCGAGGGCAGCGUGCACUCCUCGACCGGCGGUCAGCAGCACUACCACUACGACACGCACACCAACACCUACUACCUGCGCACGUUCGGACACAACACCAUCGACGCCGUUCCCAAGAUCGACUUCUACCGACAGACUGCGGCACCACUGGGCGAGAAGCUCAUCAGACCCACCCUGUCUGAGCUGCACGAUGAACUGGAUAAGGAGCCAUUUGAGGAUGGAUUUGCCAACGGUGAUGAGCUGACUCCUGCUGAAGAGGCUGCAGCUAAAGAAGCAGCUGAGCCCAAAGGAGUUGUGAAGUUUGGAUGGGUCAAAGGAGUGCUGGUUCGCUGCAUGUUGAACAUUUGGGGUGUGAUGCUCUUCAUCCGCAUGACAUGGAUCGUGGGCCAGGCUGGAAUUGUGUGCUCUUGCAUCAUCAUCUUCAUGGCAACUGUAGUGACCUCCAUCACGGGCUGCUCCACCUCUGCCAUAGCGACCAACGGUUUUGUGCGAGGAGGAGGGGCAUAUUAUUUGAUAUCCCGAAGUUUAGGCCCUGAGUUUGGUGGCUCCAUUGGCCUCAUCUUCGCUUUUGCCAACGCUGUGGCAGUGGCCAUGUACGUUGUAGGCUUUGCUGAGACUGUUGUUGAGCUCCUUCAUGAGUCUAAUCUGAUCAUGCUCGAUCAGAUUAAUGACAUCCGAAUUGUUGGAAUCAUCACAGUCAUCAUCCUCCUUGGGAUCUCCGUGGCAGGCAUGGAGUGGGAGGCCAAGGCUCAGAUCUUCCUGCUGGUCAUCUUAAUCACUGCCAUCUUCAACUACUUCAUCGGCACUUUUAUCCCCAUUGAUUCAAAAAAACCACAAGGAUUCUUCAGCUAUGAUUCUGGGAUCCUGGUGGAAAAUUUACUGCCAGACUUCAGAGGUGAAACCUUCUUCUCAGUCUUCGCAAUCUUCUUCCCUGCAGCUACCGGCAUUCUGGCUGGUGCCAACAUCUCAGGAGAUCUUGCAGAUCCACAAAUGGCAAUCCCAAAGGGAACUCUGUUAGCCAUCGUUAUCACCGGCAUCGUCUAUGUAGGUGUUGCUGUAAGUGCAGGAGCUUGCAUUGUGAGGGAUGCCACAGGUUUGAAGGUCAAUGAAACGUCUCCAAACUGCACUAGUGCUGAAUGUGCAUUUGGUUUCGAUUUCUCCUCCUGCAAGACUUUCAAUACAACCGAAAGUUGUAAGUAUGGACUCCACAAUAACUUUCAGAUUAUGAGCGUGGUGUCGGGUUUCGGCCCCCUCAUCACAGCCGGCAUUUUCUCGGCGACCCUCUCCUCUGCCCUGGCCUCUCUGGUCAGUGCCCCCAAAGUGUUCCAGGCUUUAUGCAAAGACAACAUUUACCCCGGCAUCGCUGGAUUUGGGAAAGGUUAUGGCAAGAACAACGAACCCCUGCGUGGUUACUUCCUCACGUUCGGCAUCGCCCUGGCCUUCAUCCUUAUUGCUGAGCUGAACGUCAUCGCACCCAUCAUUUCUAACUUCUUCCUGGCCUCCUACGCUCUGAUCAAUUUCUCAGUGUUCCACGCCUCCUUGGCAAACUCUCCCGGAUGGAGGCCCAGCUUUAAGUACUACAACAUGUGGGUGUCUCUGGCUGGAGCUGUGCUGUGCUGUGUGGUUAUGUUCGUCAUCAACUGGUGGGCUGCGCUCCUGACCAACGUCAUCGUCUUAUCCCUCUACAUCUACGUCAACUACAAGAAGCCAGAUGUGAACUGGGGCUCUUCCACUCAGGCGCUGACCUACCACCAGGCGCUCACACACAGCCUGCAGCUCUGCGGAGUCGCCGACCACGUGAAAACCUUCAGGCCGCAGUGUUUGGUGAUGACCGGCGCUCCUAACUCUCGGCCGGCUCUCCUCCAUCUGGUCCAUGCCUUCACCAAGAAUGUUGGCCUGAUGGUGUGUGGCCAUGUGCGAAUUAGCUCUCGAAGGCCCAACUUAAAGGAGCUGAACAAUGACAUGCUGCGCUACCAGCGCUGGCUUCUCAACAACUCCAAAGCUUUUUACACUCCUGUCAUUGCCGAGGAUCUCCGCCUGGGCACUCAGUACCUUCUACAGGCUGCUGGACUCGGGAGGCUGAAACCCAACACACUUGUGCUCGGCUUUAAGAACGACUGGAAGAACGCAGAUAUGAAAGAAACCGAGACUUACGUCAAUAUGAUACAUGAUGCUUUUGACUUCCAGUACGGUGUCGUCAUUCUCCGGCUGAGAGAAGGCCUUGAUAUUUCCCAUAUUCAAGGCCAAGACGAUACCUCGGGCAUGAAGGAUGUGGUGGUGUCCAUCGACCUGAGCAAAGACUCGGACGGAGACUCGUCCAAGCUCUCGUCCAAGACCACAAGCGUUCAGAACAGUCCAGCUGUCCAGAAAGAAGAUGAUGAGGAUGGCAAAGCUCCGACACAGCCCCUGUUGAGAAAAGAUAAAGCGAGUCCCACCGCACCCCUGAACGUGGAUGACCAGAAACUGCUGGAGGCCAGUCAGCAGUUCCAGAAGAAGCAGGGAAAAGGAACGGUGGACGUCUGGUGGCUGUUCGACGAUGGUGGUCUCACGCUGCUCAUCCCGUACCUGCUCACCAACAAGAAGAAGUGGAAGGACUGUAAGAUCCGUGUGUUUAUCGGGGGAAAGAUCAACAGGAUCGAUCACGACCGCAGAUCGAUGGCUACACUGCUCAGCAAGUUCAGGAUAGAUUUCUCUGAUAUCACAGUCCUUGGAGACAUCAACACAAAACCCAAGGCUGAGAGAUUGGAAGACUUUUCCCAAAUGAUCGAGCCCUAUAAGCUGAGAGAGGACGACAUGGAGCAGGAGGCAGCGGAGAAGCUGAAGGCCGAAGAACCCUGGAGAAUCACAGAUAAUGAGCUGGAGCUUUACAAGGCCAAGAGUAAUCGUCAAAUCAGACUGAAUGAGCUAUUGAAGGAGCACUCGAGCACAGCCAACCUUAUCGUCAUGAGUAUGCCCUUGGCCAGAAAAGGGGCGGUGUCCAGUGCCCUGUACAUGUCCUGGUUGGACACGCUGUCCAAGGACCUCCCUCCUAUUCUAUUGGUUCGCGGCAACCAUCAGAGCGUCCUUACGUUCUACUCUUAAACCAUUUGAUUAUCACUGAUCCUGUAAAGCACACCUUGAUGAUAUGCUGACACUUAACACAAAUGUGCACACACCAACACAAAGAAGGUAGAUUACCUGGAACUGUCAGGUAAUGAGUGCGAUGGACAAGUGGACGAUACAGAGACUGACAGCAUCUUUGGCAAGGUCUUCAUUUUUGUAGCUCAGUGAUGUCCGACACUGAGAAAUUACACGGAGACCGGGAACGAGAAGUGCUUUAUCCAGGCAUCGGAAAACAAGAUGAGAACCUGUUGGAUGAUUUAAGGUCACAGUUUCUUUGGCUCACAGAUAUCUGAGCGUGAAGUACAUAUUGUUCUGAUCACCAUUAGCAUCAUUAGAAACAUCAUAAUAAAUUGUGUGUAUAUAUAUAUAUAUAUAUAUAUAUAUAUAUAUAUAUAUAUAUAUAUAUAUAUAUAUAUAUAUAUAUAUAUAUAUAAUAUUAUUAAUUUUACUUUUUUGCUUUUUGAUCAGCAAUAAUCACCCUUUGUUCCUUUUUCCUUACUUGGGAGAAAACCAUGCAGAAUGCUUUGCAACACCUUUUACAGCCUUAUAGAUGUGCCUUCCAGUUCAAUCAGAUUAGAUUAUUAAACUUUGCCCUGAUGUGUGUUCACGUUAAAAUGCAAGUAUCUUUCAGAUUGGGUAUUUAAAAUUUAUUUAUUUUAUUUUUUUUUGAUGCUGGUGUAAUAGCAUUAGCAUCGGUUUCCACUCCUUAUAUUAAAAAAAAAAAAAAUUCUUUUUUUUCCUCUUUCUGGAAAGGUUUAUUUUUCUCCAGUUGCCUUUUUCUUCUUCUUCUUCUUUUUUUUUCUUCUUCUUUCUUUCUUUUUCAUAUUUCAGGUCUUCCUUUAAACUGUGAACGGGUUUUUAGUGUUCCCAGCGUAGUACCCUCCGCUAACCCUGGAUGUGAAUUGAAAUGUGUGGUUGUAGGGCACUCGAACCUUAACACUGUAGAACUUGAUCCCUCAAGGGUAGAGAAAGAACAGCUUAUGGCUUUAAGACGACAGGUUCUUGUCUGAAAGAAAGUUGUUCCAAAUAAGCGGGACAUCAAAGCUGCUAACAAGUGAUGGACACAGAACAAUCAACCAAAUAAGAUGUGUAACCUCUCUGAACAUGCAUUUACCUAAUUCCACAAUUCUUCAGGUUCUGCUACAGAGGAUAACUUUGCCUUAAAAAGCAGAAGUGAUGAUUGUUAACUUCUAUCUUAUAAGCCAUACUGGCUGGUUGAUUGAUUGAUUAGUGGGUAAAUGCAGUUGUAGACAGAUCAAUAGAUGCAUAAAAAUGUGUAAUGUCAGUUGUCUUUUUUUUUUUCUUUCCCUUAAUCUGUGUUAAUUUUGUCUUAAAAUUGACCCUCCCUCUCCUCCCCAAUAAAGUGGGCCAUGUUUUUUCAUACAGUCCAGACAAAGUAAGGCUUUUUAAGCGUCUCACAUCAAUAAGUCUUGUUAUUACCUGGACAUAAAUCAACUCUCCUCUCUAUCUCAGUUACAGUGUAAAGUAAUGGACUGUUAGAGCAUCCUGUUGUUUUUGAGUUAUAUUAGCGUCAUAAUUUAGGAGCUUCCCUGCCUCGUACGGUCGUGUGCAGUCUGUUUUCGAAGCCAUGCUAGAGUUUUCAGAAUGUAUUGAAAAGUUGACGGAGAUGACGAGAAUGUUAUUCCUCAUGACGUUGAGUGUAAUUUAAAAAAUAAAAAUCCCAACUCAGGAUUGGAGCCCCGCCCCACUCCCCAAAACUCCUCCCCUCAAUUACUUGCAGUGAUUUUUACCAUUUAUUGUUUAUUGUCGAUGAUUGUCAUUGUUUGUCAACAGGACCAGGGAAGAUUGAGAUGGAGGAUGUGAAUUCUGUGAUCAGAGUUUUGGCUAGUGGGGUAUUUUUUUUUUUAAAUAAAAGAACUGGGAAGAAAUUGCCUUAGGAUGAACUCCGAGAACAAACUAAUGAUAACGAUUUACACGCAUACCGUUUUGCCUCCUUCCUGUAGUCUUCAUUAAAUGUGAGGCUUUAAAAUGUCAUUUGAAUGUAAACACUAAUGCUGAAAGGACGAGCGGUUCUGUUUUCUGUCCACACAUUUUUUGCAAAGUAUUUAUCCCCCCUUCAGCUUUUCUCUACAGAGCCACAAGACAUGCUUAAUGGUGUGAUGUUGAUUUGUUAGGUACUUUGUACUAUAAACGCACAACUUCAUCUUGAACAACGUGUGUUCAUCACCCAUCGCCAUGUGAGAAGUUUGCCAUGCACAAUUGAAUAUACUCAUAUUUAUAACUCUCUCUCUCUCUCUCUAUAUAUAUAUAUAUACUCUAGUGUGUAAACAGAAUUUGUAUUUAGUGCGUGUGACACGUGUACAAUGUACCAAUCACCUACUGUGUGUUUGUACAUAAGUGUGAUAAAUGUAUAGCUGUGGCAGUAGAGGCUACUGUACUGUGGGAUAAAUGGGGCACUUCAUAUGUGCCUUUCACAGCUGUUGUGUGCUAGACCUUCCAGAUCAACUCCGUGUGUGUGUCCCCAAGUUGCUGCAUUUCUAUCAACCUACUGGUCCAUGUGUAGCCAAAGCCCAGUUCUUCUCACUCCAACAGAGCUGGGAGCCAUGACAAAUGAUGAAAAGCAGGAAGGUGCGCUCCUGCGUGUAGCUCCCGAGUCUAGUUCACACUGUAUUUCUGUACUAACUUGUAAAUACAUUCUAGCCUGACCCGAUAAAUUAAGGGAGUGGAAUAAUAAUAAUAAUGACAAAAAAAAAAAAAAAAAAUUAAUCUGGAGAUAUUUAUUUUUAGUUUAGAUUUCUCCUUUUUUUGUUAUAAAUUAAUUGCAUGUUGAUUUUUCUUUUCUCUCUCUUGAUUUUUUGAUUACUUUUAAAACUUUGUUCUUCCUUUUUGUCUCAAUAUUUCUAUCUUUUAUAUGCCUUUUAAUGAAGAGCUUGGGCACGUCGUUGAGUGGGAUGGAUCUAAUGGAUCUUAGAUGGAAGAGUAAUGUUUUGUACUGUUAAUUGUCACAAAUGAUUUUUCUAACAUUUUAACAUUUAAGGUUACCAAUACUUUGUACAUCUUUAUUGCAAUAAAUAAAAAAAAUCGAAUGUAAACUCUAAAA
This is a messenger RNA of Hemibagrus wyckioides, 6957 nucleotides long. It is a transcript of the gene slc12a2, whose product is annotated as solute carrier family 12 member 2. Gene Ontology annotation, cellular component: membrane. The record is from RefSeq and is a predicted model, not a curated record. Gene Ontology annotation, molecular function: sodium:potassium:chloride symporter activity; ammonium channel activity. The coding region runs from base 453 to 3875 and encodes 1140 amino acids. Gene Ontology annotation, biological process: chloride transmembrane transport; cell volume homeostasis; chloride ion homeostasis. The transcript is spliced from 27 exons. NCBI's taxonomy places the organism in Eukaryota, Metazoa, Chordata, Actinopteri, Siluriformes, Bagridae.